Molecule: messenger RNA, 1241 nt
Organism: Xyrichtys novacula (pearly razorfish)
Lineage: Eukaryota; Metazoa; Chordata; Actinopteri; Labriformes; Labridae
Source: the annotation of a GenBank genome assembly
AUGCUCAGGUAUAAAGAUGAAGAGGCGUUUAGUGAGCGUGGGACAUAAUUCCCCCCACAUGAAUUUAUGACAGCUUUAAUUUCAGGACUCUUAAUCUGAAGAGUCCUCUAAAACCCCGAGGGAGACCACGUCAGAUCGUGGCCUUCAUUAGUCCUCCUCCUCCUCUUCAGGCUGAUGGAGGAAAACCAGACCCCUCCUGUCCCCCCCCCCCCGACACGUGGACCAUGAGGACGUCCAUGUGUGUGGAGCACCUGAGAGGACGUGUGUCCUCCAACUUCAGAGCUGGUCUUCAUCAGACCGGGUUACAUAAACCUGGACAGACCAGAGUGAGUCCAGGUCCAGGUCCAGGUCCAGAUGUCUUCAUCAGAGUCCUCAUGAGGCCCUGUUUCUUCUUCUUCUGUGGUGUGUCUAACACUCUGUGACCAUUAUCAUUAGAGGCGACCAAACAGUGUUGAAAACAGCCGUUUCCUGUGUCCCUUCAAAAUAAAACUCACAUAUAAACGAUCCCAGACGUGGUAGUUCUUCUGCCUUAGCAUCUCAGUCCGAUUGCAUUUCCAUGAAGAAAUGAUCAUAAAUGUUCUUCCUUGAGCUGCGGCACCUUGAAGCAGCAAUGGACUUGCCCAGCGGUCUCGCUACAAACAAGUGGCUGCUGGAAGAGAGUAGGUGAGUUGUGUUUAGUCUCUUUGCUAAAGAAAUUAGUCAAAGUUAAAAAGAUGUUUGGUGGCUAGUACUAUGGCUGGGACCCUAUUUGUCCUGUUGAUGAAGUUGGGUGCUGCUCUGAGCAUUAUUUGUGGCUAUAGAGUGGCGUUUUGGUUGAGCGCAUAGAGACAUAGACCGCUGUGUAUUGCUAUUGUGUGAUGAUAUUGUUUGAAUUUUAAGUAUUUAGUUGAAGGGCGAUGAACCCUUUCCUUUUAAGUGUGCAGGUGCCUGAGUGGAUCCAAAGUGUCCCUGGAAAACCCGAGCAGAGCAGCUCCUGCAGCAGGUUUCACCUUAAUGAUGUUUAACGUGUUUAUUUAAUGCGAUUUGAAAUUAAAGAUGUGUGUGUGUGUCUCCUCUGCUCUCCAGCUGCACCCAUGGAGAUUUUCCUGACUUCAAACUGGAUUCUGGACCCGAACGUCUCUUCACUUAAUCAGCGCUGGCUCCGGAUCUCCUGCCGGGUCCAGAUCGGCCCCGCAGGGUCCAGAACCCUGAUCGCUCUAACAGACCCUGAACCAGAGCCAGAGGAGGAGCUGAUGGACUGA